AAUGUUUAAACGCGUAUUAUUUAUUUAUAAGAGAAAUUAUUAUUAUUACUGUACCUCCCCUUGUUUUAGUCUAAAUGGUUUCUCCCUCCCAGAAGGCUUUAGUAACUUGGAACAUGGCGGCUGCAGGGAGGCGAGGAGGGCAUUACAUCCAGAAAAACAGCCGCUUUCUGUUCAGUAACCUUGAACAGUUGUGGGGUCACAGGAGUUUUGGUUGGACUCCAGCUCUGCGACAACAAGCCGCAGAAUCUCAUCAAGAAUCCACAGAGACUAUUGUCAUCCCCAGGAAGAAAACAUGGAGCAAGGAGGCGGUGCUGGAGGCUCUGGCUGCCACUGUCAGCAGGGAUCCUACAGCGUACCCCUACCAGUUCCAGGAUGAUCCGUACCUCUCUCCCAAGACCUCCACUGAGUUUAAGCUGUACAGUCUCUCUCAGGAGUCAGGUAGAGCUGCAGCCAAAUACUUUGUCAACAGCAACCCCAAAUUCUUCACUAAAGACUUUGCUGAACCACAUAUACCAUGUCUGAUGCCAGAGACGGUGUUGCCGCUUCUCAACGAGGUGAGCGAGGAGGCACUGAAGGAACGAAUCAGCUUGAGGAAAGUUGCAGCUGCGGUCGACAUGUACGAUCAACUGCUGCAAGCUGGCACAGCCGUUUCCAUGGAAACAUCCCAUGACCUGCUGGACCUGAUCUGUUUCUUUGGUGAUAAAAACCCCGUCCAGGAUGGGGAACCACAGACAGAGGACUCGGAGGAGUCAGGAGAGGAAGUGAAGAGGAGGAAAGGGAGGGGUCGUCGGGCGGCGGACUUGCUGAGGUCCACCUGGAGAGAAAACAACAACGCGGAGAGAAUCUUCAACCUGCUGCCGGAGAAAGACGAGAGAUGUUACUCUGCUAUGAUCAGAGGCAUGGUGAAGCACGGAGCCCAUAUGAAGGCCUUCAGCAUAUACACAGACCUGCUUAACAACAGACUGACAGCCGACGUCCACACCUUCAAUGCUCUCUUCUCAGCCGCUCCGGAAGUCCGAGACACAUACAAAGAGAGAUGGGACCUCAUGACCGAGCUGUUCACCCAGAUGAAUCAACAGAAAGUCCAGCCCAACCUGCUCACCUUUAAUAAUCUUCUGAAAGGCCUGAAACGCUGCGGUCCUAUGGGCAAAACACUGGCUCUACACACUCUGAAUGAGAUGAGGGCUCUGGGGAUAACUCCCAGCCUGGCCUCCUACAACCACAUCCUGGGGGUCUUUUUCAAAUCAGCCUCCGCAGGUCAGAGCAACGUUGACAUUUUACAGGAAAUGAUGUCAGAGCUGGCAGGAAGCAGCUUCACCUGCCAGGACCCUGAAGACGUUCUGUUCUUCUGUAGUGCGAUGAAAAUAUGUCUGGACAGCAAAGAUCUAGAGUUGGGUUAUAAAAUCCAGAGUCUGGUGGAAGUUGGGGAGAACUGGAGGAUGCUGGGAGAUUCCUUCUACCACAGUAUUUACUACGGUCGCUUCUUUAACCUGUUGUGUAUGAUGGAGCACAUUGACGUGGUGUGGAAGUGGUACAGGAAGCUCAUUCCCUCGCUGUACUACCCCAACCCUCAGGGAGUGAAAGACCUGCUGCGAGCUCUGGACACUGACAGUCGCCUUGACUUGCUGCCUAUUGUUUGGAAAGACAUUAAGUCCCUGGGUCAUGAUAACAAGCCAGAUCUGGUGGAGGAGCUGCUCUCCCUGAUGGACAGAGAGAAACACAGUCCUGAGAUCCAGGACUCUUUUGCAACAUGUGCUCUAGAUAUAAAGAGCACGUACGAAGGCAACAGAACGAGGCUCGGUCUGGAAUGGAGCGCCUCCUCCCUCUCACACAUCACCUCCCUGCUGCUGAGAGCCAACAAGACCCAAGAGGCCUGGAAGAUGAUGCAGCUCUUCAAAGAAAAUAACAGAGUUCCUUUUGACAAGCUGAUGGAGGACUUCCUGUCAGCGUGUCGCAGCGAUGGCUCUCCCCAGAGAGCCGUGGAGGUGGUCCAGCUGUCCGCUGCCUUCUGUCUGCGGGCGACACCGAGACUGGCGCAGCAAACGCUGGCUGAGUUUGAUCUGACCGAGGAGCAAAGAGCCAUCUUAUCUGAGCUGGAGUCUGCAGCAGAACCCGCUGAAUGAACCACAAACUGGGACCACCAUCACAACAAGAUCUCUCUUAACUUAAUAUAAUAAAACGUCUGUGGAGAGUGUACCCGUUUCUAUAUCUGUGUAAUAAACUAUAUGUGACAAACACAA
This is a messenger RNA of Scomber scombrus (Atlantic mackerel), 2240 nucleotides long. RefSeq names its product pentatricopeptide repeat domain 3 (gene ptcd3). The record is from RefSeq and is a predicted model, not a curated record. The transcript has 23 exons. Lineage: Eukaryota; Metazoa; Chordata; Actinopteri; Scombriformes; Scombridae. Gene Ontology annotation, molecular function: rRNA binding; protein binding; ribosomal small subunit binding. Bases 75 to 2123 code for a protein of 682 amino acids. Gene Ontology annotation, cellular component: mitochondrion. Gene Ontology annotation, biological process: mitochondrial translation.